This is a messenger RNA of Parasteatoda tepidariorum (common house spider), 1171 nucleotides long. NCBI's taxonomy places the organism in Eukaryota, Metazoa, Arthropoda, Arachnida, Araneae, Theridiidae. The record is from RefSeq and is a predicted model, not a curated record.
CGUAACUACCACUACAAAAGUUUAACAUCAUUCACUAGUAUAUAAAGCAUGCUAACUUGAUUCUAUCACGAGGUACCUUUUGAUAGAUGACGGUUGGUAUUGUCGAUUAACUCCGCCCCUACACUGGUGACCCGGACAGAGAAUUUAUAUUGGUGACAACGAACUGUGAAUUAUGCCGAACACGAAUGAAAGUGAAACUGGCACUACUGAGUUGGCUCGAGUUGCAGUAAAAUGUCCACAAUUUUGGAAAGAUAAUCCUAUCAUCUGGUUUUCGCAAGUCGAAUCGCAAUUCAUUACGAGUGGAAUAACACAAGACAAUACAAAGUACCAUAUUGUCGUUGCAUCAAUCGAAACUGAAAUCUUGGCGCAAGUAAGUGAUAUAAUUACUUCACCUCCAGUUAAUGAUAUGUAUAAAACAUUAAAAAAUAGACUAAUUGAAGUAUUUAGUGAUUCGGAAGAGAGACGACUUAAAAAACUCCUUCAAGAUAUCGAUUUAGGCGAUAAACGCCCAUCUGCAUUGCUUCGCCAAAUGCAUGAUUUAGCUGGCGAUAGUGUGGAUGACAAAUUUUUGAGAUCGUUAUGGCUGCAAAGACUGCCAACACAGAUGCAAGCUAUACUUAGUACUUCGUCUGACGAAUUAAAUAAACUAGCAAUGAUGGCUGAUAAAAUUGCCGAUGUGUCAAAUUCAAAUGAAAUUCACUCUGCUACGGUAAAAUCGACACUGCAGUCUGAAAACAAAAUUGUUGGUUUANGUCAUCAACAUUCCGUGCCAGAUGCAAUCGUCUUCCCAUCAUAUCAUGACAUGGCAGAACCGCCUUCCAAAAAACUUUGUAUUUUGUCAAAGAAAAAGAUAUUAAGAGAUUCUCAAAGAAGAAGAAGGACUCAAGAAACGUCUGUGGAACGUCAAAGAAGGAUGGGACAUGACCGAAUUUCGACAAGCAAUUCUAGACUCCAAGAAGUAUCAGAGAAACGUCAAAGAAAAUUAGAAGAGGAUCGUGUCUUAACUAGCAGUGCUAGGGCCCGAGAAACACCUGAGGAACGUCAAAGAAGAUUGGAAGAGGAUCGUGUCUCAACUAGCAGUGCUAGGGCCCGAGAAACACCUGAGGAACGUCAAAGAAGAUCGGAAGAGGAUCAUGUCUCUACUAGCAGUGCUAGGUACCAAGAAACAUAG